Mytilus californianus (California mussel) is the source of this 3796-nucleotide messenger RNA. RefSeq names its product motile sperm domain-containing protein 2-like. The record is from RefSeq and is a predicted model, not a curated record. Bases 22 to 1566 code for a protein of 514 amino acids. Lineage: Eukaryota; Metazoa; Mollusca; Bivalvia; Mytilida; Mytilidae. The transcript has 16 exons.
GGUCAGCAGACGACAACAACAAUGGCGGAUGGCGAUAAGGCCAUAGAGAAUGAAGCUGACAAAUUGAGAGAAGCUUUUCAUGCCAAAUACAGUGUGUCAGAUUUUGUGGAGAAGAAGUUGUAUGACCAAAGAGAUAUUGACAAUAUAAAAAGUAAUGAUUUGUAUGUGCAACAAUUCAUAAGGAAAACAGAGCCUUUAUCUGAGGCAGCAGACAGAUUACAUGAAGCAUUGAAAUGGAGGAGAGAAUGUGGGAUCAGAGAUGCCACAGAAGAAUCAUUUCCUCGAUGGGCUUUAGAGAGAGGUGCAAUAUAUUUUCAUAAUGUAGAUAAAGAUGGUAAAAAGUUGUUAUUUGUGAGAGUGAAAGAACAUAAGAAAGAUGCCAGCGUUUUACCAGAAGUUAAGAGGUUCUUUGCCUACCACCUAGAGACACAAUAUAAUGAAGAUCCCCAUUCACAGAUCACUCUUGUGUUUGAUAUGGCUGAUGCAGGAUUAUCUAAUUUAGAUAUGGACCUGAUUAAGUUUGUUAUUACAUCUUUCAAGGUUUAUUAUCCAUCGCUUUUAAAUGUCAUGUUAAUUUAUGAAAUGCCUUGGUUGUUUAAUGCUGCUUGGAAAAUUAUAAAGACAUGGUUAAGUGCUGAGGCUGUCAAGAAGAUUAAAUUUAUAACCAGAAGUGAUGCACAAGCAUAUAUUAACAAAGAUCAACUUUUAGAACACAUGGGUGGAACAGAUAAAUUCCAAUUCCGUUAUUUAUCUCCAGAGGAAAGAUUAGAGGAAGAAAAUAAGGCGAAUAGAAAGAAGGUUACGUUUGCUGAUCAAGAUAAAUCACCUGUAGAACCAUUCCCAGAUAAUCUUAAUAAUUCUGCACCAACCAAGCAGCAAUCUAGUCCAAAUAAAUCCAGUUUUAAAAGUCCCCACCAAAGAAGAACUGAAGACAAUAGUUUUAUUGGUAGACUGUUAACUAUAAGCCCUGGUGAUGAAUUAUUAUUCACAACAGAUGAAACAGGAAAAGAAACCUUUGAUGUUAUUUCACUGAAAAAUACUCUCCCAUAUGCAAUAGCAUACAAGGUAAAAACCACCUCUCCAGAGAAAUACAGAGUUAGACCAAGUGCUGGAAUUGUCAAGGCUGGUUCAACUGUUGAUGUUCAUGUGUAUCUACAGCAAGGUUAUAACACAGUAUCAAAAGACAAGUUCCUUAUCAUGGCUAUGGAGUUGACUAGUGAUUCUGCUGACAAUUUACAACAGCUUUGGAAAACAGUUCCCAGAGAAAAUAUUAUGGAACAUAGAUUGAAAUGUAGCCAAGUACACAAGAAUGGAUCACAGGACAGUAUCGCUUCAAGUGCUUCUUCACUAGACCAAAUAGACAAGCUUAAUACGAAGAUGGACCAAUUAAUGGAAAGUAACAGAAAGUUGGAACAAACUGUUAAAAUGAUGUUUAUAGUACAAAUUUCAUUUCUAAUACUCAUUCUAUUGUAUUAUGUAAUGUUAUAUUUCUUUUCACCAUCUCUGCCCCCACCUGCUCCAAAGGGCAAUAUUUCAGAUUAUUGUGCUGGAAGCAAUUUAUUUUAGUUUUAAAAGUUUUUUUUUUUUUUUAUAAAUAGAGUUGCUAUAAAAAGGAACAAAAGAAAAAAGAACAUUUAUUACUAAUUAAAUUACAUAUAUUCAAAGUUUUAUUUUUUUUAAUUAAAGAAGACAUUUUAUUUUAAAUAUUGAUAGAAAUGACUCGUUUUACUCAGGUUACUAGUCUAUAGUCUACAAAAUCAAAUACACAAUGUUUGAAAAUGCCAUUGAUAGAUUGUACUUUGCAUUUGAUUGUAUUUUUGGCCUAUUAUUCCACUUCAGUUGGAACACAUUCUUUGGUCAUUUAAGAUUUAAAAAUGUUCUGGUUUGUUUAUAUGGCUUAGUCAAACACCUGUCAAUCAAUUAGGCUAUUCCAUUUAAAGUAAAUUCAGAGGGAGGGAAGGAAGAAAAUUCUUUUUUAGAUAAAGGUCUUUGGUGAUUUGUACUUAUGGCCAUGAUGGAUCGAAUGCUUGUCAAAUUACUCAAAGAAUUAUCUUAGUUUGUUGAGUAUUUCUGAAGUUUCUACCUACCCUCCUAUAUUGUUUUUAAUGGACUAGCCCUUUACAGACAAUAGAUAAUCUUACCCACUGAACAAGAGUGCAAGUUUACUUGAUGUUCAAGUUUUAGUUGUAUUUUUAUAAGUCUUGUUGUAGUAUUUCCAGUUAUCUCAUUCUGGACUCAGUAUGAGAUAAAGGAUCAUUUUGCAUACUGUAGUUUCAUUAUUAUUCAUGGGGUACCAAUUUUCGUGUAUUUUGUGGGUAGAAAUAAACCACAAAUUUAAAUGUUCAAUGAAUUAAACAUUUCUUUAAGUUUGUAAGCAGACAUCGACAAAACAACUCAAUCAAAUAUCCAUGAAAAAUCAAGUUUUUCUCAAUCCAUGAAAAUUGGUACCCAAGAAAAUAAAUGAAUCCACAUUUCUGUCCUUAUUUUGGAUGGAUUAAAAAUGAAAAACAGAGCUCUAACAGCACACAUACAAUGAAAAGAAAAGUUGAGAUGUUUUGUGUUGUAAGGUUGCUGUUUUGAUUAUGUGUACUAAAAUAUCCCUUUAUUUUUUUUUUAAAGUAGUUCUAUAUUUGGUUUCCCUUUUAAUGUAAAUGGAGUUUGAUAAAAUAGUUUUUAUUUGUGUUGAUUUACAUGGAAUAUUUCUGCAGCAUAUAAGAAGGGUUUUUUUUUCUGCUGUUUGGUCAGGUUGUUGUCUCUUUGUCACAUUCCCCAUUUCAUUCUCUAUUCUAUAUUCCUAAUUCUGAAAUGUUCAUUGACCUGAUAAAUGUGUUUUUAACAUGACUGUGUAUUAUUCAAAGUUUUUUACUUAUCUAGAUUUGUAAGCUCUUGUCUGUGAUACAUUUUUUUUAUGCAUUAGAUGAUUGUAUGUUUUAUUGUGAAUUGAAUGUUUUAACUUUAUAUACUUAUAUGUAUACUAUUUUAGAAAUAAGUAUAAUCUGUUGUCAGAAUGAAUGAAAUUGCCAUUUAUUAUAUAAGGAAAAUACCAAACUCAUAAAUAAAAAGAAUUAACAAAUCCAUUUUACAAGAUAUAAAAAAAUAUCGAUUUACUAAGCACUAAACACAAUAUUUAAAAGAUCAAAAGGAGAAAAAGGUACUAAGAGCCAAUCAAAUUAUUAAUCAAAGAAAUUCAGACAACCAUGACAAUAAAAAGGCAUAAAAACAAUAGACUACAAAAUAGUUUAAGUCUAAGCAACACAAAUUCUGCCAAAAUGGGGUAAUCCAGUACAUUUUACUCCACUAGUGGCACGUGUCAGUCACUCACUACAAGCAAAAAUCUGAAGCCUUAGUAAAGAUUGACCAACAGAAAUCCAACCAAAAACUGAGGUAAAUUCAGGUGUUUAGGAGGGUCAGCACAUUCUUCUCUUCUAGUGGCAUAUAAAAGUUGCACAUUACAAGCAAAAAGCUGAAAUGAGACGGGACUUCUUUUUCUUACAUUAUUUGAACAAUAGCAUGUAUGGCUGUUAGAUAUUGAAUAAUAUUCAAAUGACAUAAAAUUUGUGCAUAUUUUUUUGAGGACUAUACAUCUUAUUGAUAUGAUUUUGCUAAUGUUUGAUGAUUUGUUUAUGUUUUAUAAUGCCUCACAGAUUGAGCAGAACUUGCAAUAUGUAAAUGUGUUCAUAUAUGUAAUAGAGUUAGUUCCAUGAUACUCAAUUUUUAAAAUGCUGCUCUGAAAUAAACUUUGCAAAUUGUUUCAAACUUUCUGUUUAUUUUAGCUAAUUAAAGAUGUGAAGAUAAA